AUGGCACUCAGUGAUAAGACUGGGGAGGGAGACGACGACGUCCUUCACGGCAGUGAAUUGGGGAACUACAACAUCGACCACAAUGACUGCGCUACAUUCUACCUCUCUCGUAAUCCGGACGUGUAUCAGCGGCUCGCAGCUGAAGUUCGCACAACGUUCUCCUCUGGCACCGAGAUUCGCAAAGGUCCCAAGCUUAACUCCUGUAUCUACCUACGCGCGGUUAUCGACGAGACUCUCAGAAUAGCGCCUUCUUCUCUAGGAACUCUGUGGCGCCAGCAGGACAUGUCCACCCCGUCUAACGCCAAGCAGUCUUUCAUCGUGGACGGACAUGUAAUCCCUCCGGGCGUACAAGUCGGAAUCAACCCAUACGCCAUGCUUCACAACGCAGAAUAUUUCUCGGAGCCAUUCAAAUUCAAGCCUGAGCGAUGGCUGGGCCUAGAGGACUCCCCCGGGCUGCGGACAAUGCGCCGGGCCCAUGCACCUUUCGCCCUGGGUGAGCGGGGUUGUGCCGGCAAGGCUAUGGCCUACCUUGAAAUCAGCAUCAUGUUGGCCAAGACGCUGUGGUAUUUCGACUUCGAAAGGGCUCCCGGCGCGGCCGGAGAAGUGGGCAGUGGUGGGCAUGCAAAGUUCAAGGGCGAUGCCGAUAGGCAGAGGGAGGACGAGUUUCAGCUUUUUGAUAUUAUCACAACCGCACACGAUGGACCGCUCCUCACUUUCACGCCGCGGGGAGAUUUGUGGCAGGAGCUAUGA
Messenger RNA from Diaporthe citri, 750 nucleotides. RefSeq lists its product as uncharacterized. The transcript has 2 exons. The coding region runs from base 1 to 750 and encodes 249 amino acids. Gene Ontology annotation, molecular function: oxidoreductase activity, acting on paired donors, with incorporation or reduction of molecular oxygen; iron ion binding; heme binding. The record is from RefSeq and is a predicted model, not a curated record. NCBI's taxonomy places the organism in Eukaryota, Fungi, Ascomycota, Sordariomycetes, Diaporthales, Diaporthaceae.